AUGAACACAGAGAACAAUUUGAAUUAUCAAAAUAGUUGGAUAGAACAAGCCCGUAUAAAUCAUUUAAAUGAAAUAGAAACUGAUAGGUUUAUGGUUGAAGUACCAGAGAAAACACCAAUAUAUACAACUAUCAAGCAUUCAUAUUCCUCCAAAUCAUUACAAAAUUCCCCAAAAUAUAAUGAUCUGAAUCAGGUUUCACUUGAUGAUCCAGUCCAUUUCACAAGAAUUUCUUCCUCUUCAUUAUUGAGUGAUUUUUCAUCAUCUGAGAGUGCUGCAGAUAGUAUAAAAGAUAGCGAUCAUAAGAGUGAUGAAAGUAGAAGCAUCAGCAAUGGUAGUGGUCUCCAAGCACCAUUCAGAUUCAAUUCUAUUUUUACGCAGUCCUCUGUAGCUGCAAGAGAUACUGAAAUAUUUGAUCAUGCAACCAUAUCUGAGGAUAAUACAAACUCAACAAUACGGAUGUCCAGAUCAGAGCAAGGAAAUGUCACAACUACAACAAUCACACCUGAUACAAGCAGCAGCUUAUUUGUUUCUACUGAAACACCAAAUAAGGGACAAUUUUUUAAUAAAAAUAUUAAUGUAGGAAGUACUGAUACUUCAUAUUUAUAUAAACCAUCAAUUAAUGGCAUCAGAACCAUUCCUAAAACAGCAAUAGAAACAUCACCUGUACUCACACAUGCCAAUGCAUUUCCCAAGACAUAUACCCCCAAUGUAACAAGUAAAGCAGCACUUACCAACCGUAUCACGCCUCAAAAAACAUAUGAGAUGUCUACUCCAUCUAGAAAAAACCAUAGCAGAAAAAAAUCUACUAAUAUAGUAAAGGAUGUGUUUUCUAGCUUUAUACAAGGUAUACGAAAAAGCCCAGAAACACUAUCAUUAAGAAAAAGUCUCGAUAUUUCUAGUCCCUAUAACAUGAAACAUAUCCAUCAUGUUGGGUUUGAUCAUACUACUGGUGAAUAUACAGGAUUGCCUGCAGAGUGGCAGCAACUAUUAACUUCAAAUGGUAUUACCGUAAAAGAACAGGAAAGAGAUAUGAGUACGUUGGUUGAUAUUGUCAAGUUCUACCAAGAUGUAACAAAACAAAAUGGAGAUGAUAAAGUAAUUGAGAUGUUCCAGCCUUAUAAUAUGGAUAUAUUGAGCAUUGAAGAGUCUUCGAGUUUAAAAGAAAGUAAUCAUUCUUUAAAAGUGAACUUAGCACGUACUCAUAGAAAAGCUCCUGGUAUUCCAACUAUGAAUAAGAAUGAAAACAUAACAACGGGAGUUGAGCAUGAGAUAUCUGGAACUGAAUCUAUUUUACUACCUGACCUUCCUCCAACUGAUAUGGAAAUGCCUUUAGAGACUCAGACAAAAAUGAACAUAAACAAACCUAACCAAGAAACACAACAAGAAAUAAAUGUUCCUAAGUCCCAACAAUCAUUUAAUGAUAAAAGUAAUAAGCCACAGUCAGUUCUGUUAAGAUUACCCACUCAGUCUGAUAUUGAAAAAAAGACCAAAUUUUUAAAUAAGUUAUCAUCCAUAUGUAACAAGAAUGAUCCAAGGAAAUACUAUGUGAAUUUAUCAAAAAUUGGUCAAGGUGCUUCUGGUGGUGUUUAUAUCGCCCAUCCAAUAAAUACCAACCAUUGUGUUGCUAUUAAAGAAAUGAAUUUAGAAAAGCAACCUAAGAAAGAGCUAAUUAUCAAUGAAAUCUUGACAAUGAAAGAGUAUAGACACAAAAAUAUUGUAAAUUUUGUUGAUACUUAUAUUGUAGAUAAGAAUUUGUGGAUUAUUAUGGAGUAUAUGGAAGGAGGUUCAUUGACAGAUAUAAUUCAAUAUUGUAUUCUAUCAGAAGGUCAAAUGGGCGCUGUCUGCAGGGAAACAUUAAAAGGUUUACAAUUCCUGCAUUCACAAGGUGUUUUACAUAGAGAUAUUAAAUCUGACAAUAUUUUAUUGUCAAUGGAUGGUGAUAUAAAACUAACAGAUUUUGGAUUUUGCGCCCAAAUUAACGAUAUUCAUAUGAAGAGAACAACAAUGGUAGGCACUCCCUAUUGGAUGGCCCCAGAAAUUGUUUCUAGAAAAGAGUAUGGACCAAAGGUCGACAUAUGGUCAUUAGGUAUUAUGAUAAUAGAAAUGAUAGAAGGUGAACCUCCAUAUUUGAAUGAAACACCCUUAAGGGCAUUAUAUUUGAUUGCUACAAAUGGAACUCCAAAAUUAAAAGAGCCAGAAAAGUUAAGUGAUAUUUUUUAUAAAUUUUUAAGCCGUUGUUUGGUUGUAGAGACGCAAUACAGAGCAUCAGCUAAAGAUUUGUUGAAUGAUGACUUCAUUAUUAAAAUUGCUGAUGAUAAACGCUCUUUAUCGUCUUUGGUUAAAUUGGCUCAUAGUUAUAAAAUGAAGGAAAAUGCUAGCAAUUAA
This is a messenger RNA of Arxiozyma heterogenica, 2385 nucleotides long. Its product is annotated as STE20 family serine/threonine-protein kinase. Gene Ontology annotation, cellular component: cytoplasm. Bases 1 to 2385 code for a protein of 794 amino acids. The transcript has a single exon. The record is from RefSeq and is a predicted model, not a curated record. Gene Ontology annotation, molecular function: protein serine/threonine kinase activity; ATP binding. NCBI's taxonomy places the organism in Eukaryota, Fungi, Ascomycota, Saccharomycetes, Saccharomycetales, Saccharomycetaceae. Gene Ontology annotation, biological process: intracellular signal transduction; regulation of MAPK cascade; protein phosphorylation.